Clarias gariepinus (North African catfish) is the source of this 3250-nucleotide messenger RNA. Its product is annotated as sushi, von Willebrand factor type A, EGF and pentraxin domain-containing protein 1. The coding region runs from base 165 to 3035 and encodes 956 amino acids. Lineage: Eukaryota; Metazoa; Chordata; Actinopteri; Siluriformes; Clariidae. The record is from RefSeq and is a predicted model, not a curated record. The transcript has 20 exons.
UGAGAGAGAGUGUGUGUAGGUUGUUUGUUUGAUGAUGAAGAGAGUGUGUGUGUGAGUGUAAAAUGGAAGGUUGGACUUGAACACGCCUCCGUCUAACGUCAGGUCACUUUCACUGGCUCCAAAACCCCCCAGUUCAGUAAAUCUGUUCAGUUAGAGAGCUGCAGAUGGCGGGAAUGUCGUGGACGUGUGUGCUUUUUGCGCACUUUUUCGCGCACUUAGUGGUGUCAGAUGCUGGCAGUACAUGUGGCUCUCCUCCUGUGUACCCGGAUAAACUCCUGGAUGAGCGGUAUGCAGGGAAGUGGGAGUUUAACACCGGGGACAGAGUGGUGUAUAAAUGUGCGCUCGGCUACAUGACCAGGACGGGUGAUCGCUUCUCCUUCUGUCAGAGUGGACACUGGAGUCCUUUGGAGCUGCAGUGCACGAGGAAAAAGUGCGGCUCUGCUGGAGAGAUAUCGAACGGACGAUACAAGCAGAUGGGCAACGCCUUUGGGGACAAAGCCUAUGCAGAGUGCAAUGAAGGCUACGUUCUUCAAGGAGAGCCCGUUAGAGAAUGCCUGCUUAAUGGAUGGAGCGGAGACGUUCCUAUUUGUGUGGCCUCUCACAGACCAGUAACAUGUGAGCCACUCAUGAACAAUAAAAAUGCUACCUUUUACAAAAUAAAGGACACAUACGAACCCGGAGAUACCCUGUCGUACUCCUGUAACGAUGGAUUCCGUCUGACUGGGAACACCGACUUCCUUAUUUGUGACACAACUGGAAAUUGGAAGCCGAGUCAAGCGAAUUGUGAAAGUAAAUGCCAGCGUCCACCGACCGUCCCAAAUGCCCACACCGUGUACAGUAACCAGAGGGACUACGAGCCGACUACCGCCAUGCGCUUCAGAUGUAAUCACGGCUAUCGCAUGGUCCGAGGGCCGAGUACCACAUACUGCAGGAACGGCCGGUGGACCGACUUAGGACUGGUUUGUGAAAAGAAAAAAUGCGGCUCGGCUGGUGAGAUUGAAAACGGACGUUAUCACUACACAGGCUCUUUGUUCGGGGACACGGUUACAGCCAGUUGCAAUGAAGGGUACAAUCUGGUCGGUGUGAGUAAGAGAUACUGCAAAGCAGCUGGAUGGGACGGCAGAGCGCCUGUGUGUGAGGUGGUCCAGUGCCCUGACCCUCCUCGGGUGCCAGGUGCGGAAUUAUUUUUCGACACGAGCGGAAUAGUACAAUACGGUUACGUGGCGUCAUACAGGUGUCACUUUGGCCAGAUGAUCGGUGCUUCAGACAUCGUCUGCACCAAAGAGGGCACAUGGGAUGCGCCAGCUCCUCAGUGUGAAGUUACCUGCCCCAGACCCCACAUAAUGUUUGGGGUAAUAGCUCAUGGAAUUAGAUCUGUAUACCGUCCUAGGAGCUCUGUGAGGUACAUGUGCUCUCCAGGAAGAAGAUUGUCCGGUCCUGCUGUCAUCACCUGUGGGACAGAUGGACACUGGAAGCCAAGACUUCCUCAUUGUGUAUUCUGUGGAAUAUCCAGUAAUAGCAGCAUGACAGUCGUCUUCAAUGGAAAACGUCUGGGACGACAGAUAACCCUUCCUAAAGCUGGCCAACUGGCAAAACUGAGCUAUCGGGGGAGAAGAACCUUGACUUUCUUGUUAACGCCUCCGCCCAACUGGUCCACCUUAAAUCGCUGUACUGUAACUGGAUCUCCUCAGCUUCAGCUCCGGAUCCCUGCGGAUAUGUCGUGGACAUCGGCGCUCGUGCUCCUGGCGUUCUGCGCGCACGCACUGGCAACAUGUCCACUACCUAACAGUAAUAAAGCUACGAUUCACGGAACAAAGGACACAUAUAACCAUAAAGAAACCAUAUCCUACACCUGCAACACCGGAUUCCAGCUAAAUGACAAAAAAAACACACUGGUGUGUCAAAAAACUGGAAACUGGACACCUAUUGGUCCAAAAUGUCGACAGAUCAAAUGUAAAACAUUUGAAAUAAACAAAGGUACAGUAAAGUUCAAUAAAAAAGAUAAAAACAAUAUAAAGUUUAAUACAAAGGCCACUAUCACCUGCUUCAGUGGAUACCAGCUCAGAGGGCAACGCAAUGUCACCUGUGGAGCAAACGGCUCCUGGUCUCCAGAUCUACCCACGUGUGAACGAGUCACAUGCCCGCUCCCAGCCGUAAACAACAGCAGUGGACCCGAUGGACGCCAGGAGUAUGAAGUUGGAGAACAGAUCACCAUCUCAUGUCAGGAAGGCUUCGAGCUAAUUGGCUCUUCACAGGUCACAUGUGAAGCAAACGGUCAGUGGCAGAGACUGCCUCAAUGCCGUUUGACUGGAGGGAAAUGCCUGCCGCCACCACACGUCACUAAUGCCUACAUUGGACAGGGCUACCAGAGAUACUACGAGCCCGAUACCCCUGUGCGUUUCAAAUGUAAUCAAGGGUAUCGCAUGGUCCGAGGGCCGAGCACCACGUACUGCAGUAACGGCCAGUGGACUAGCUUAGACAUGGUUUGUGAAAAGAAAAAAUGCGGCUCGGCAGGUGAGAUUGAGAACGGACGUUAUCACUACAAUGGCUCUUUGUUCGGGGACACAGUUACAGCCAGUUGUGACGAAGGGUUCCACCUGGUCGGCUUGAAUGUCAGACACUGCAGAGCAAACGGGUGGGAUGGCAGAGCACCUGUGUGUGAGGCGAUAGCGUGCCCUGAACCUCCACAGGUGCCUUAUGCAGACUUAGAUUUUGAAACUAACGGAGUAAUAAAAAGUGGUCACAUGGCAUCAUAUAGUUGUCGCAUUGGCAAGUUGAUCGGAGCGUCAGACAUCAUCUGUACCGAAGAUGGCACAUGGAGUGCACCGCCUCCUCUGUGUGAAGUUGCUACCUGCCGUAUCCCCAAUGUGCGCUAUGGGGUAAUAGUUUCUGGACAGAGCCCUAGAUACGUAUCCGGGAGCUCUGUGAGAUUCACAUGCUCUUCAGGAAAGUUACUGGGUCCUGAAGUCAUCACCUGUGGGACAGAUGGAUUCUGGACACCUCGACUUCCUUUAUGUAAAAAAUGGGACGCAUGAGAAUGUUACACUCUGGUAUUGUUGGAGCCUGGAUUUAUAAGGAAUAUAAUAGAUGAGAAUAUUGUUGAUGUCACUUUUAUUUGGUUCUGCUUCUGUCUGAGAUUAUUUUGUCCUGUCUAGUCUAGUUUAAGUCAUAUCCACUAAAUCCCCUUUUUAAAUUUAUCAUUUGAGUUUUGAAUAACCUUUCAUUUAAUUUUUUUUUUUUGAAAAAAAAA